AUUCGCCGUCCAACCAUGGAUCGUAACGUUCGAUUUCCGUUCAACGCCGGAUUCUUGCCGCUGGUGACGGCUAUUAGACGCCCACCGCCGCCCCAGCCAGCCGCUUUUACACAACAUCAGUUGGAUCAGGUGCUUUACGGCAAGAACGCAGUCGAAUGUUUGAACCACGGAAUUGAACGAAUUUUGGCACCCAACAACCAACCGCCUCAUAUAGACAGCACCAAUCUGCCGCAAGGUCUUGAACUACGCCGGACAAAUACGGGUGGAUUUGUACAAUACGGCGUCUUCUGUUCUGAUUCAACAUUUAGCAAGGGAAUUCGCUUCGGACCAUUUCAGGGUAAAAUCGUCAAUACAAGCGAGAUAAAGAGUCACGAUGAUAACACAUACAUGUGGGAGAUUUUCAAGGACGGACGUCUCGAUCAUUUCAUAGAUGGCAGAGGAGCCUCCGGUGAUUGGACAGCGUAUGUAAAUUGUGCUAGAUUUGUUCAUGAACAAAACCUCGUUGCUCUUCAAGAAAAAGAUCAAAUAUGGUACGAGGUUUGCAGAGAUAUAAAAAAGGGGCACGAAUUACUUGUUUGGUAUGGAGAUUCACAUAUACAAUUCAUGGGUAUACCUAUAGGUCUAAAGAAUGAUAAUAAGACUGAAACAACAACUGUUAGUACCGUUAUGGAGAUAACGUCAGAAAAUAUCGAAGGCUUCCAGUGUGAAAGAUGUGGAAAAGUAUUCGCCUAUAAAUACUACAGGGACAAACAUUUGAAAUAUACUAGGUGCGUUGACAGGGGGGACAGGAAAUUCCCUUGCCACCUAUGUUCUAGGUCAUUCGAGAAGAGGGAUCGGCUUAGGAUUCAUAUUUUACACGUACACGAAAAGCACCGUCCUCAUAAAUGUACAGUUUGCGGCAAGAGCUUCAGCCAAUCAAGUAGUUUAAAUAAGCACAUGAGAGUUCAUAGUGGAGAACGCCCCUACAAAUGCGUCUACUGCAGCAAAGCGUUUACCGCUUCCAGUAUUUUACGAACUCACAUUAGACAGCAUUCUGGAGAGAAACCGUUCAAGUGUAAACAUUGCGGCAAAGCUUUCGCUUCGCACGCGGCUCAUGAUAGUCAUGUUCGUCGAACGCAUUGUCGUGAUAAAACGAAUUGCUCUUUGUGCGGAAAAUCGUUCGCGCAGGCUUACGAGCUAAAGUUUCACAUGAGUCAACACGCAGGUUAGUAAUUUUCUGACAAAUUCGUCUCAUCUUUACUCUAUUCACUUAAUUUUCGCUUAAAGCUUUCUUACUCGUUUUUCGUCCGUUCUUUAUUUUUUUCUACAGAUGUUGACGAAAGGGGCCUCCAGUUCAGAAUACCGGAUAUUAAUAUGAAUAGUAAAGGGUGAAUACAUCACCAAUCCUAAUUCAAUUAUGAUGUAAUUAAUAUAAUAUAUGCCGUAUAUAUAUAUAUAUGUAUAUAUUUUGAUGUACGUGCAUAUAUGCAGGUAUUAAUGAUAGUUGAAGCAUGUAUAUAUAUAUAUGUAUACUGUAUAUGCUAUAUAUAUAUAUAUAUAUAUAUAGGUUGUGUAUAUGUAUUUAUAUAUAAGUAUAUGUACGUAUAUAUACACUUAUAUAAAAUGUCAAUGAAUAAAUUAUCCGCGAUCGGAGUGCGAAAGACGAGGCGGAUAAUUGUCGUUUUUCAAUGUACGAGAUGAACUUUGCAACAGUAAUUGCACCAAAUGUUGACACUCUGUCCCAGUGGAGCAGAUCUUUUCUACUGCAAAGACUCGCCACCCAAAUUGAAGCCCUUACCCCGUAUGUAUAUUUUGCUGUCCGGCUAUAAAAAUGCUGACGAGCGGAUCGAAAACGGAUUUGCGACUAAUGUAAACAAAUUGACGUCUCAAGUCGGUAACGUCUCCGAACGCCUAGAGUGUUUAUUGCUUUCAGGCGUCAUCUGGUGGACGCUAUUUUGAUUUUCUUUUCUUCUCUUCUUUUCUACUCAAUUAAUAAUUUAUUUCCUUCUGCUGUAAUCGGAACCAACUCGCAGGUCAAUCAUUUCCAUUGCGCAAUCGUAAAGUCCGUUCACAGUCUGUCAAGGAUUGAAAUGUAUUUAUUAUUUUAACAAAAUUUUUUGUUUCUUAAAAUUAAUGCAAUAUUUUUUAAUUAAACAAAAAAAAGUAAAGGAGAAUACAAGCAAUUUUAUUUUUGAAAACUUACUUGCUCUUCUAUUAAUCUUUUCAGAUAAAUAUCAUCUUUUACUCUUAGAGACGGCUGGUAAUUUUUAAAUUUAAGUGACGUCGAUGCAUCUUCAGCUGAUGGCAAUUUCUUCCUUUUAAAAGUCGUAACCUUCUGCCCAAUUUCCGCUUGAGGAACCGCUUCAUCCUCUACAGUCGCCUGUACAUCGGACAUGCAGAAAAACGAGCAAUUAAUUAUCAGCGCCAUCUUGUGGCUAUGUCUGAGAAAUAAAAAAAGAGAUACGAACGUCAUCGAGAGAUAUACCCCUUAAUGCUGUCUCUAAAGUCAAGCUGAUGCCCUCAUUUGGUUUAUGCAACAUAGUCCUAAAAGCCGAAACGGGCCUGCUAAUAGGAGGAUUGACAUAGGAAGGCUUUAAGCAGGGCAGGGCAGGGGUUUGCUCCUUGAAGGAGGAGAACUUUGGCAUUUCCGAUUCGCGUUUCCGUUUCCGACCGAACAAAUGGGUUGGGUAGGUGUUUGCUGUGCGUUUUUCCCGCUGUACGUGCUCUCUCCACAAAUCUGUGUCAUUCCUGACUUGGGAUGAAUCGAUUUGACCCUGAACAAGUAACUUGCGAACUCUCAUCCGUUCUCUUUCACGUCUUUCUUUCUCCUUAGAUGCCUCCCUAAUCUAAAGAGAAAAAAGAGCAGUAUAUAAGUGUAAGUAGAAGAAGAUAUAUAAAUUUAUAUAUAUAUGUUCAAGUAUAUACAGUAUGUACGUAUGUACAUAUUUAUAGAAAUAUAGGCUAUAGAUUGCAGAUUGAUACAGAAUGUAUACUGUAUCAAACAUUUAUAUGUUAAUUAUGUUUAAGAGUUCAUCAAUCUAAUAAAGAUAAUUAUUAUUGUUAUUGAUUA
Molecule: messenger RNA, 3049 nt
Organism: Dimorphilus gyrociliatus
Lineage: Eukaryota; Metazoa; Annelida; Polychaeta; Dinophilidae
Source: the annotation of a GenBank genome assembly